AUGGUUCAUGACGGGGAGGGUUGGAAAUCGAUGAAGAUUUUUAACGGAGGAAAGAAACCAGACGUGAGGUGGGACGUAUAUCAAUCUAAGGCGCAUGUUGGAUCUCACGGUGUGAGAGGUUGUGUUACGAUAUAUUUCUCGAAAUUUUUAGAUUCUUAUGGCGCGGUGGAGAUGUUCGAUGCUUUUAGAACGUAUGGAGAGCCUGUUGAAAUCAUCAUUCCACCCGAAAGAAAUAAAUUUGGGAAGAGGUUUGCUUUUGCUAGGUUCAUUGGAGUGGAAGAUUCAAAAAAACUUGUGAUUUGUCUGAAUAAUAUAUUUUUGGGGAACAAGAUUUAUGCUAAUCUUCCUAGGUUUCAAAGGAAUUUCUCUUCCGUUAAAGUCCAGAGGGAUUCGAAUAGGGAUGAUUCCCCAAACAACAAACCCUUUAGGGACUUUAGUUCCAAUUCUGAUGGUUUUACUUCCAGGGAGGGAAAGAGAACCUUCGUUGAAGUUCUAAGAACGGACAGAGAAGCUAAGGUUGUUGCUAAGAGAAAGGAGGCUUAUGUUGGUAAGGUAGUAAUCCCGGGAUCUUCUUACAACAUACAUACUCAUUUUGAAGCGGAAGGAUACUUCUCUAUUAAAGUGACACCUUUAGGAGCCAAUUUUUGCCUUCUUGAAGAGAUGGAGGAAGGUGAGAUUCAUGGUUUGAUCAGAGAAGGAGAAUCUUGGUGGAACCAGUGGUUCACUGAAAUCAUGAAAUGGAAAGAGACGGACGUCGAUCACGAAAGAGUAACUUGGAUUAGGGUUUUUGGGAUUCCCUGUCACGCGUGA
Molecule: messenger RNA, 810 nt
Organism: Lathyrus sativus (Indian pea)
Lineage: Eukaryota; Viridiplantae; Streptophyta; Magnoliopsida; Fabales; Fabaceae
Source: the annotation of a GenBank genome assembly